Macadamia integrifolia is the source of this 783-nucleotide messenger RNA. RefSeq lists its product as uncharacterized. Lineage: Eukaryota; Viridiplantae; Streptophyta; Magnoliopsida; Proteales; Proteaceae. The record is from RefSeq and is a predicted model, not a curated record. Gene Ontology annotation, molecular function: zinc ion binding; nucleic acid binding. The coding region runs from base 1 to 783 and encodes 260 amino acids. The transcript is spliced from 2 exons.
AUGGACAACGUGAAAGUGAUGGAAACGUUCCAGAAGUUUAGGCCUCCCUACUUUGGUGGGAUUGCGCAGGAUCCUUUGGCACCCACCAAAUGGGUAGAGGGAAUGGAAAAGGCAUUUAAGCCUAACCUCACAUGGGAACACUUUAAAGUGGCAUUCUACAACUACUUCCCAGACAGUGUGAGGGAGAGGAAGGAAACAGAGUUCAUGGAGUUAAAACAAGGGUCCAACUCUGUAUUGGAAUAUCGACAAGAUUUUGAGAAGUUGUUCUUCUUUGCACCUGAGCUUUUGAAGGGGGAUCAGGAAAAGGCGAAGAGAUUUGAGAAAGGAUUAAGACCCACUAUAGGGUCUGUGUUAGUGGCUCAGUACCUCCACAGUUAUGCUCAGGUGGUUCAGGCUGCCAAAUCCAUUGAGGAUAAACAAAGAGAGAACUAUCAUGCCAUCCAAGGGAAAAGGACAGUGGCACCUAGCAAGUUUGGUAAGGGGACAUAUUCUAGUGCAGCCUCAGGUCAAUAUAGAAGACUAGAAACAGGACAAGCACCACCACUACCUAGACCCAUGGUAGCACAGUCUCAGACGGUCCCUUUAAGGUGUUUUGUCUGUCAGCAAACGGGUCACUUUGCAAAGAAUUGCUCACAGAGGAGACCGGGUGACCCCUAUGUAGGACCAACCAGAUUAUUGCAGCCAUUAUCCGCCACCCAUCUGGCUCAGGCACCACAGGGAGCUAGACUGCAAGGGAAAGUGUUUGCACUGACUACUGAGGAAGUGGGGCAUCGCCUGGAGUAG